AUGAGUGUUGCGUAUUCAGCGUUUGCCUUCCUGCUCCAGGACGGCCAGCCGGCAGAGGUGUGCCGCAUCCACGAGAGUGAGGAGACGGUGUUCUUGGAAGGGCUGACAGAGGUGGAAGUGACGUCCGCCCAGAGCCUGCUGCAGCUCUACAGACGGGGCACUGCCAACAGACACACGGGAGUGUUGAAGGGUGAGUUUGCCAGUAAGAGCCAUACAAUAUUCAAUAUCAUCGUCAUCAACACACCAGUCAAUGAAAAUGAUACCCAUAAAGGAACAAUGACAGCCAGCAAGCUUACACUGGUUGAUCUUGCUAGCUCAGGCAGAGUGCCCACAAGUGGAGUUAUAAGUGAUGGAAAAAGAUCUUUCCAGGCAGCACAUCCAAACCCCCAAGAAGUCAAGAUGCUCAAGCGAUCACUAACAAUAUUUGGAAAUGUCAUUUUUGCCCUGAGCAGUGCAGGUUGCCAACAUAUACCUUACAGAGAGUCCAAACUAACCAGGAUUCUGCGGGACUGUCUGGGAGGGAACUGCCUGACCUCUCUGAUCGUGACAGUGUCCCCUAACCUGUCGUCCGUCACGGAGACACUGAGCAGUCUGCAGUUUGCCAGCCGGGCCAUGGCAGUGCCCAGUCGGGCUGUCAGGGGCUCCCAGCUCCACUGCGGUGCGGCCCAGGUGCUUCAGAACACCAGUACCAAAGUGACUGAAAAACCCCAAAGCAGCCACAGCAGACAGCGGGCCGAGCUGCCGUGUGUCAGUGACAAGAAGGGCCUGCAGGCCCAGAUGUGUCUGCCCCCCAUCCUCUCCAGCCCAGCUCCUCCGUCGUGGCUGAGCCACAGGAAGCAGGAAGGCCUGUCCCGGCGGGAGGGCUCUGCGGGCGCCCCCGAGCAGAAGGCCUUCCUGCCUCACCUGGAGGGGACAGGCGAGGGGAGCCCCCAGUCCGCGAGGCCGCUGAAGAGCAGGCCUGGGGAAGAGAGGGGGGGGAGGGGCCCGUGGUCUCGCUCCAGCAGCACGACCGGACCCCCAGCCCCAGAGCCCCCCAGAGACAAGCCUCCUCGAGGUGAGCCGCACUCCCCCUGUAUCUCCGCAGACAGGCUACCGGCUGAUGUCUUCAAGGCCCAUGAGUGCCCCCAUUGCAAGAAGGAGNGGAAGAUCAGGGAGGAGUAUGACAAGUACGUUGUGCAGGUCAGGGGAGACAAGGACGCCCUGCUGCAGCGGAUCUCUGAGCUGGAUGCUGAGCUCCGCAGGUGUAGAGAAGAGCAAGAGGCCACCACUGCCCUGCGCAGGGAAGAGGAAGUGGGCAGGAGAGGAACGCGCAGGCUGCAUGGAGAGGCGGAAAGGCAGGGGAACACGAUGGGCAGCGGAACAGAGCUGCUCCACUUGGAAAACGAAAUCAAGCAAAAGCAGCAGGAAAUUUUACAAGGACUUCCAACCAGCCAAAUCCAUCUUCUGUCUGGCGUCCAGGACCUCUUGUCGACCGAGAUGGGGGGGCUGAAGGCACAGCUGGAGAAGACGAGGGGGAAUGAGAGAGCACUGGCUCUCAGGCUCCACACAGAGCAGAGCAGGGCCGCACAAGAAACAGACGAGCUCCGUGCCCAGCUGGAGAGACACAGGGAGAGAGAGAAGCAGCAGGUCAGGACUCUGCAAAGCCAGAAGGAGUGCAUAUUUUUGGAGUUGCAAGACACAAGGGCAGAACUCGAGAAUUUCAGGGAGAGAGUCACCAUAACGUUGGCUGAACUGAAAAAAGAAAAGGAUGGACUAUUAAUAGAAAUAGAAGAAACAAAAAACUACAAUGAAAAGGUAAAAGCAGAAAAUGCUUCCCUCGUGGAGAAGCUGGAAGUUGUUCAGCUGCAGCUCAGCUCCAGAGCCUUUCCUGGUUACUGCAUUCCCCCUCACGUCCACACAGUCACCACUAACACUGAGAUGAUGGUGUCCCAUCACAUGUCCCAGCAGGGUGCUGUUGGGAUUACAUCAGAGAGCAAGUGCAGUUUUAACAGUUGCAGCGGAUUUCAGAGUAGCACCUUCACCCAUCCCACCAUGCCUUCAGCAGCCUUCUCAGUGGAUGAAGAUGAUCUCUUAAAAAAGGACAUCUACAAACAGUUAAAAAGAGAACGUAACCUUCUUCUGGAUGUGAUGGUGAUAAUGUACACACGGAGAUGGUUUGUGGAUGAUGCUAUGCCUCAUGUCAGGAGGGCUUUAAAAAAAUGUGGAAUGAGAUUGGAAGAGGCUGAUUGAAUUGGACAGCCAUGUGUCUGGCAGUGCAUGGAAUCCUAUUUCAACAUUAUUGAGACCCUGCAGGCUACAUGAGGCUUGAUUAAAUUGAUACUGAUGCAAUAAAUAGAGUACCACAGAAAAGUGGAGGCACAGGAAUUACAUUGGCACGGGGUUAGAAAUGUAUCUUCUGUCAUUAUUUUAAAAUAUUUUCUAAACAUCUAGAUGUACAUCUAUAUAAAUAAGCAUUGGUACUUUCAAUAUUUUUGUAAGGUAAUGUGUAUGUCCUGUGUUCAUGUGUACGUUGAGUGGCAGACAUUUUUUGUUUCUUCCAGAGUGACAUGCACAGCCUGAAAAUCCACAAUUGUGUACACUGUAAU
Molecule: messenger RNA, 2585 nt
Organism: Lepisosteus oculatus (spotted gar)
Lineage: Eukaryota; Metazoa; Chordata; Actinopteri; Semionotiformes; Lepisosteidae
Source: RefSeq, a predicted model, not a curated record